GCCUAUAGACACACCCAAAACAUAAUGUCAGUAUUUUAUAAGCAGAAUUUUCUCUGCAGAGUUUUAAUUUAGAAUGGAGGAAAUACCAGUAAAAAUCGAGAUAAAACGAAGUACUUUUAAAAAAAUCUGCAGCCUCUUUCUACCAUUUAUUGUCAUUACUGCUACUGCUAGCAUCUUCACUCUUCCAGUCAUUUUUUACAGCAUCACCCAGCUUGAGACUGCUAAUGAUGACACUCCAUGGGCAAACACCACUGUGCCAUUUGAAGGUAAUAAUGCAACAAACUGCACUUACUCCUGGGCUGAAGUUUCAGGCAAUGCAUCAAAGCAUUAUCAUUGCACAGCUCAUUCUUACAGUGGAAUGAUAUGCAGAGACUUCCUCAGCUAUUGGAAAAAAUGUGUUGGAAUUGAUAGCGAAAAUAACAAAUGCAUUUAUUUCAAUGAAUCUAGAGGGACUCUAAUUGAACGAGAAAAACAACUAGAAAAAAUAAUUUAUUACUUAAGUUUAGAUAGCGACUGUCUAAAAGCUGCACUUCCAUUUCUGUGUCAGUAUAUGUUUCCAUUGCUAGAUUGUACAAGUGAUGUCAUAUAUACUCCAUCAAGGGAGGAUUGUAUUGAUAUCAAAACCAAAACAUGUUCCCAAUUAUGGAAGCUGGCAGUAGGCUAUGGUUUCGGUAGCGUAUUACCCAAAUGUCAAAAUUUAAACUUAGCAUCUGCUACUAUUUCUAGCGAAGCCAACAAUGAGUCUUCAACAAGCUCAACUUCCAGUGACUUAACAUGCAGGAAAGGUUUCUACAAAGCUGAUGUCAUAUGUCUACCUCGUUGUGACAAGUUCGAAGACUCAACGAGCAAGACAUCAGAAUUUAUUCUUAAAGCUGAAGUUGUUGCUUCAAUUUUUGCAAUGACAGUCAGUGCAGUUGUUCUGAUACUGUCAGCUUUUUCAUACAAAACAAUGUUUGUGUAUCCAUCCAUUUUGAUAAUAUUUAUGACCAUAGACUGUGGCAUAGUUGGUUUAUUGGGAUUCAUGAUUGCAUUAGACCGUAACAAGCUAAUGUGCAGCUCAAAAGAUCUACUGGAGAGUCUAAAGCAAUCCACACCUUUCUGUAUUUUGUCAGGAGCCAUUUUCCACUAUGUAAUUGUAAACAUGUCCUUUUGGUGGCUAUCUCAUGUUUGUAUUUUCUUCUAUCAAAUUGCAUUUCCAUUCCAUGCCAACAGAACAAAAAUGCUUCAUCGUAACAAGUACAUAUAUACAAUAGUCACAGCAGUAUGUUUGAUAUUGCCACUACCAGCUGUUAUUGCUUGUCUAAUUGUUGAUGAAUAUGGUUACAAAAUCAAUCGCUUUCCACCAACUUUUUGCACCAGUCUAAAUAAAGAGAUGUGGUUCUAUUCGUUCUUACUUGUUAUAGACGUAACAGUCUGCAUUGGGGCAUGCCUCCUAAUUGCUGUGUGUUGGAUUCUACACAAGAAAAAAGGUCUGACAAGAGGAACUAGCACAGCAGAAAAGAAACUAAUUCUUGUAUUUUUUGCAGUCAUAGUAUUCAGCAUCUCCUCCCUUAUCCACACUAGCAUUUAUGUAGCCAAAGCAGACAAUAAAGCAGAAGCAAUGAAUGAGUUCUUUAAGUGUGAAGCUCUUGGUUAUGUUCCAGGGAACUGUGAUGAAGGGAAGCAUGAAAGAAUCAUUUAUCCCUACAUUAAUGUGAUUGUCUACACUUCUGUUAAUCUGGUACCGUUGGUCACUCUUAUUUAUGUUGUGAAGUGGGCUUGGAUCAAGAAAGUGUACAAGUAUUUGUAUGAUAAAAUAUUCCCUAAAUCAAAGCGCAGACUGCAGUAUGGAUCAUCAGUUAAAAACAUGAUAACGCCUUCUUUGAAAAGUGUUCUAUCUGUGCUAUAAUUUGUGCUAUACAAUAUCAGACUAAUUUGUCUCAUUUUACUUAGCUGUUUACAGCUCAAUUUUAUUUGCUGAAUGUAAAACAUGUAAUAAUUAUAGCAUAUUAUUUUCAUCUGUAAUCUGAAAUAUUUUUU
Amphimedon queenslandica is the source of this 2019-nucleotide messenger RNA. RefSeq lists its product as uncharacterized. The transcript is spliced from 9 exons. The coding region runs from base 74 to 1888 and encodes 604 amino acids. NCBI's taxonomy places the organism in Eukaryota, Metazoa, Porifera, Demospongiae, Haplosclerida, Niphatidae. Gene Ontology annotation, molecular function: protein binding. The record is from RefSeq and is a predicted model, not a curated record.